Molecule: messenger RNA, 2795 nt
Organism: Emiliania huxleyi CCMP1516
Lineage: Eukaryota; Haptophyta; Isochrysidales; Noelaerhabdaceae
Exons: 9
Coding region: 43-2553 (836 amino acids)
Cellular component (GO): membrane
Source: RefSeq, a predicted model, not a curated record
CUGUGUUCCGCGGCCCAACCCAGAGGCUGCCUCGCGCGCGCGAUGGGGCUGCCGUUCAACCCGCUCGCCCCCGUCGACCGCAUCGCGGGCGUCGAGAUAUCUCGGGCGCAGUGCGCCGAGAUGAUGCAGACCGACUGCUCGAUGCAGGGAGCGAUCGGUGUCAACGGCCACUGCUACGUGCUGAGCGAGCGGGGCCAUACAUGCAGCGACGCGUGUGAGGGAGCGGCGCGCGUCGACGUGGAGGCGACGCGCAAGUUCUCCACAGACAGCGCGGUGGUCACUUGCCUCGAGAUGGCGCUCGGGCUCGAGUCGCGGCACGACAUCAUGGACCAAGUGGGGCAGGCAUGCCCUGGGAUCCACCUCCUCAUCGACGGACUGCACCGGUGGCACUGCUACCCGCAGUUCACCGCCUUUGACUUCCCGGCCGGCUUCCGCGCGCCCUGCGCGUGCUGGUCCGCGCCAUCGCCGCCGCCGUCGCCGCUGCCUCCGUCCCCUCCGCCGCCGCCCUCGCCGCUGCCGCCCUUCCCGCCCCCUCACGCGCCGCCUCCAAACCCCAAGGCGCCUCCUGCGCCUCCCGCCGCUCCGCCGCCGUCGCCGCCGCCGCCGUCGCCGCCGCCGCCGUUGCCGCCGCCUUCGCCGCCGCCGCCUUCGCCGCCGCCGCCCUUCCCGCCUCCGCCCUCACCUCCGCCGAUGCCUCCGCCGCCGCCCAGCCCGCCUCCGCCCUCGCACCCGCCGCCCCCGUCGCCGCCGCUGCCGCCCUCGCCGCCCAAUUCGCCACCGCCCUCGCCGCCGCCCUGCGCGGGGCACUACGUCACCGGCCACUGCUGGGUGCUGACGGACGAGGGCCAGUCGUGCACCGACUUCUGCGGCUUCCCCGCCGCGGUCAACGCCGACGAGAUGGGGCGCAGCUCCUCGUCGCCCGACGUCGCCUACCACCUGACCUCGGCGUACUCGCUCAACAACGUCUCCUCGCCGCACUUCCACCGCCUCGGCAAGGAGUGCUCGGGCGAGUCGCAGUACUUGUACAUGCCGCUCGCAAACGGCUGGGACUGCUACAAGCACGAGACCUUCGACCGCAUCGACGGAUGGCAAACCGCAGCCGACGCGCCCGCGACGUCGCGCGGGGCGGCACUCUUCGGGGUCGGGGCCGGCCUCGCCGCGUUCCUCGUCAACUUCGCGCUGGGCGGGCUGCUGCACGGCAAGACGCGCCGCCGCUCGUCGAUGAUCGCUUGCGCGCUGCUCUUCGUCGCGCAGCAGCUCUUCCUCCUCCUCGCUUUCCUCGCCAGCUGCAUGCUCGCCUCCCUCGCAGCGACCGCCCUCUUCACGCUCAGCCCGGCGCCCCUCUUCAUCGCCAUCCCCGGAGACGUCGUCUCCACUCCCCGCGGCCUCGUCCGCAUCACCUCCACCGCCCCGUCCGAGGACGGCUACUCCUCGCGCGCAGUCGCCACACCGGGCUCUCGCGCCCUCGAGUAUGAGAACGAGCCGGGCAGCGAGGAGACGAUUCCCGCCGACGACCUGCACACGUACACGCCGAACGGGGAGACGGCGCUCCGAGGCAAGCUGACCGGCCUCCUCGCAGCGACGGGGCUGCUCACGCCUGUCGAGGGGCUCGUCUCGCUCGCGCCAACCUCUGCAGUCAGCUGCUGCCUCAGCGAGCACGAGGCCAAGCAGAGAGCCGAGAGAGCGACGCUGAGCGGCGCGGUUGCGCGCGGCGGCGGCAGCGGUCAUGCCGUCGAGGGCGAGUCGCGGCUCUACGCGCCGAUCUGCUUUGUGCAGGCCACGUUCGGGUCGGCGCCGCCGCUCUUCUUCCUCUCGGUGCUGCUCGCCAACGAGGGCUUCCACCGGGACAUCCUCGCCAACCGACUCGACGUGCUCACCGUGAGCGUCGCCGCCGCCCUCUGCUUCUUCAACUCCAUCGCCGCCUCGGUCGGGCUGCUCUUCUCCUCCGCAAGUAAGGACCACAAUGUCGUGCGGCACGAGCUCAUCGCCCACCGCGGCACCCUCGUCGGCAUCACCGGCUAUCUGGUCUCCGACAUGGCGCUCCGCGUCGCCGCCGUCGCCACGCUCGGCUCCGCGCUCGACGAGUACGCCAUCGAGGCGGCGCUCGCGGUCUGGGGAGGCGCGGUCGGGGUCACGUUCGUCGCCCGCACCUUCCAGCACGGCCCCGGAGCUUGCCAGUCUGCGGCCGAAGGAGGCGACCUCGUGUCUGGCGCCGUCGGCCUCGCAUACGCCGGGCUCCGUGCGUGGCUUGACGCCAUGGUGCGCGGCACGAUGGCGCUGAUGGCGCCCGCCAUGUUCCCGUACUAUCCGGCCAGCGCGCUCGUGCUGGAUGCUGUGGGCAGCACCGCUGGAUUCGUCGCAGUCGGCUACGCCGGUCUCUCUGACAAUUUGCCCGACCCGCACUUCGACCCGAGCUUCCAGUAUAACGCGGUGCUCCUCCUCCUCGCGCUAGCGACGUGGAAGCUCCUCGCGUUCGCAUUCGUCUUCCUGGACGCGGUGAGCGGGAGGUCGCUAAUCAAGAAGGGGGCGGCGCAGCGAACCGAGCUCUUCUGAUCUCGGCACCUUCUGUAAAGCCCUCGCACGCCGAGCCCGCUCUGAUGUGCGAUGUGCGCGCGCAGAGACAGGCGCACGAAUGAUUGAAAGUCGUCUAUCUAUCUAUAGUUCCCUUCGUACUGUGUUGUAUGAUGAAUGCCGCUGCCGUUGAGAUGCAUGUGCGGUGUGUGUAUCUGGGAGCGAGAGCAGUGUCUACAGUACCUUCACGUGGCAGGCUGCUAAACGCGACAUCAAAGCGGCCG